AAAUUGUCAAUUUUGAGCUUACUUUACAAACUCAUUUGAAGAAUGAAAUACAUUUAGAAUAAAUGCAUAAUUGUAUGGUUUCAAUUCAACAAGUGCACUCAGACUUCCGUUAUAAGUGAACUGAUUUUCACUCCAGGUGUGGUGUGCAGAGGUGUUGAUUUAAAUGCUGAAACAUUUCUUUUCCUCUCUUGCACCUUAUACUCUGACAUUCUGCUGUGAAAUACAAACUCCUGUCAUUAACCAAUCUCUGCGUGUUCCUGAGGGAGGGAGUUUCCUUGUCCAAAGUCUGUAUCAUCCAUGCAGAAAAACACACAAGAACAAGGCUGUUUAAUUCACGGAACUUUCUUCAGCAUGCUGGGUAUCAAUUUACAAGCAGGUCACGUUGAACCUGCCAUCUCUGGCAUCAUGAGUGGCAAAAGCCUCCUCCUAAAGGUUAUCCUCCUUGGUGAUGGUGGUGUGGGCAAGAGCUCACUGAUGAAUCGCUAUGUGAGUGACCGUUUUGACUCGCACUCGUUCCACACCAUCGGCGUGGAAUUCCUGAACCGCGACCUGGAAGUGGAUGGGCGUCCUGUCACGCUGCAGAUUUGGGACACCGCAGGCCAAGAGCGCUUCAGGAGCUUACGCACACCAUUCUACCGUGGCGCUGACUGUUGCUUACUGACCUUUGCUGUGGAUGACGCACAGAGUUUCCACAACCUUGGUGCCUGGAAGCAGGAGUUUGUGCGCUACUCGGAUGUGCGUGAGCCUGAGCGCUUCCCCUUCGUCGUGCUUGGAAACAAGGUGGACAAAGUUGAGGACGGUGAACGGCAGGUCCCCGAGGAGGAGGCACGUGCCUGGUGCCAGGAGAAUGGUCAUUGCCCAUACUUCGAGACCAGCGCAAAAGACGACACCAACGUAAGCGCUGCCUUUGAGGCGGCUGUCCGUGAAGUGCUGGCCUGUGAAGAUCACGUCGAUCACAAUUUGCUCGGAAGCACCAUCGACCUGCAUGGCAAUCGCAAGGCACCACGCUCUUCCUGCUGCUGAGGAUCUUGCUGAGAUUAAAGGCUUCAAACGGUGUUAACCUUCUAGAUGCUCCUCAUCACUGCUGGCUCCUGCAAAGGCCAAUGUAAUGAAAAGGGCGUAGAAUGAGUGCAUCGAGUCUUGACUGAAAGAUCUUCUAGGUUUAUUUAGGUACGUUAGAGAAAUACCCAUACAGUGUCACUAGGACAGUAAUUCUUUGGUCCGCUUCUCUGCCUACAUUUGCAAAACAGCCAGUGGCAUGAUUGAAGAGGUGUUUAUCCUCAAUUUGAGGUUAUGCUGAGCUGAGUUAAGUAAGAUCUGUAACACUCGUAGAGUGGAAUAGCAUUCGUGUGGAAAUCACCACAUUGGAGCAUCUAAGGAUAAAAAGUCUGCUGUGUUGCAUUAACCUUCUAGAUGGUCCUAAUCUCUGCCUACACUCACGAAAGGGCAACGGUACGAUAAGGAUGCAGCAUAACUUUGUGCAUCGUUUCUGGUUUGAUCAGUGAGAUAUAUUACACACACGCAUUGCCAAAGGUGUGCUGUAGUCUCAAACUUUCCUGUAAAAGGCUCUUGUGCUGUGCCAGGAUUUCUAACAUCUCUGCUUUCUUUUUCUGGAGGUCACGCGGUUUCUACGUGAUUCAUGAAGCUCUCAUUUCCCCCAAAGCACAGAUGCCUUGCUGUGCAAAUCCUUGUUCUCAAGCUUUGCUUGUCAUAACUGUGGUUUAUCAGAUAGAAUGCGUUUCUGCUUGCGUUGUUAACCACAGAGUUCCUACUUCUGUGUUUUGUAAUGCAGGUUUAUGCUAUAUUAUGGUUUGUAUGUGUAUAUACAAGGGGAAGACUUGAUUGUUUGAAUUACCCAUCAUGAGGCAUUUUUAGUUUCUGUGCUUUUUUUUUUCCUUGGUACAAAUGUUUUUAACGUCUGACAAUGGAGCAGUCGUGUCUGAGCUGAAGGAUGUACGAGUUCUCAGUCACUGAAAAUAAGGACUGUCUUGCUCAGAAGUGUGCACUCACGUUCAGUCCUUCACGUCAGAGUCUAGGAAAGUGUUAAGGGUCACUCUCAACUCAGCACUAAUUUGUUUUUGUAGGAGUUCUCUGGGUCAGCAGUUGUAUAGCUCAUUGUUUUGCUGCCCUUUACGUUAAAAUUAGUUUUUGCUAAUCUGAAUGUGAAAAAAUAUAACCAAAGCACAUUUGCCCUGGCAUCUUGAGUUUAACUUUCAUUGUAUUACAAAAGGUACUAACGUGCACAGUUGUGUAUCUUCAGAUAUAUUUGGUACGUUCAGAUUUUCAUAUUGUUGAGCAUUUUAUCCCCCCAGGCCCUAUUAGAUAUUGACACUCUGCGUAAACCAGACCUGAUUGAUAUCUACUAUUGCUGCCUAUAUUUAAGCAACAGAUGUAGCUCAUCCUUCCACUCAAAGUUUAUUCUCCUAAGUAUUACAUUAACUUGACGGAUGGUCCUUGCCUUUGCUUGCUCUUGCAUGUAAACUCCACAAUGCUCUAUGCGCCUCUCCUGCUAAUGGUUUAUGCAGUGGCCUAUAUGGGCUGCAAAUCUCCAUCCACUUAUCGCAGAUGUUUUAAUAAGAAUGGUUCACUGUGAAACAUGAAUUCUGCCGCUGCGCUUCCUCUCACAUUUGCUACACAGAGCUCGACCAGUAUUUAUUCUCUGUAUUGGAAAAUGUUUAACUGCCAAUAGCCAUACCGUAUUUUAUGUUUAAGUACCUGCAUAAGUUGUUUACUGUGACUUAGUUCUUGUUUUAAAUGUUAUUUGGAUUUCAUUUGUUAAGGUUUUUAAUUCUAGGGAAGGGUUCUGUUCCUGUGUUUACUGGAAAUGAGUUUUUGGUUGCAUUUAAUGAUUUUUUUUUUUUUAAAAAGGGUGUAAUUGAUUUGUAUCAUUUGUUAACCAAGACCUAAGUUUCUGGUAUGCUGCAAUAAUCCAUGUUUACUUUGUGUGCUGAUACAUUUACACGUGGUCAUGGAAUACCAUUUGCGUAUUGCUUUGUAAAUCUGCCACCAAUCCACCUAUUUAUUACUGUAGUGACUUUACAAGUGUUAAAUGCUGUAUGGGUUGCACUUGAUGUUCCCCAAUACUGCACUGACAUACUACAACAAUACUCCAGCAUCAAAGUAUCUGCUCAAUGCGCUUUCAACUGAUUGAGUUGUGUAAUGAUGCCUGAGAAUGGGUGCGUAUCUCCUCAACCAUCCAGCCCAGUCUCUGCAAUAAAGGUGGUCAUGACUGCUUUUGUUUACAAACCAAACUAAUUUAGUUGGCAAAUAUCCAAUACCAGUGUGAAUAAACUUUACAACUGAC
Molecule: messenger RNA, 3304 nt
Organism: Neoarius graeffei (lesser salmon catfish)
Lineage: Eukaryota; Metazoa; Chordata; Actinopteri; Siluriformes; Ariidae
Gene: rab9b
Product: RAB9B, member RAS oncogene family
Exons: 2
Coding region: 298-1023 (241 amino acids)
Biological process (GO): retrograde transport, endosome to Golgi
Cellular component (GO): phagocytic vesicle; late endosome; lysosome
Molecular function (GO): GTPase activity; GTP binding
Source: RefSeq, a predicted model, not a curated record